AUGAACAUUUCUCACUUUUCGAUUCGGGCGCCAGACGACGAUCAUCAAAGUUUGAUUUUUGCAACCAUGGCCAACCUGAAUCUCCUUCAAGAGCACUCUCACUGGUUCAUCGAUGGAACUUUCAAAGUGGCACCAGCUCUCUUCUUCCAGAUCUUUUUCAUUCAUGCGUUGGUCGAUGGUUCUGCCUAUCCUCUGGUUUACGUCAUGAUGUCGGACAAAACAGAGGAGAACUAUAAGCGUAUUUUUCGUAAGCUGAAGGAAAUAAAGCCGUCGCUGAAUCCGUCAAAUGAGGGCUGUGUCUUCCGCGAGGCGCAGAUAAUUCAGCGGUUCGCCCUUUCAUUGAUGUUCAGACCGCCAUUGGCGGAACACCAUAUGAAGACGGGCAUUAAGGGCCUUGCGUGGCUGUACGAUCGCAGUACUUCUAUCAUAUGUACGAUUUUGAAACCAGAGUCGACAAAGGUUAUAGUGCCAGCCAGGGGCGUUAAGGUAAUUUCAAAUCCCCGGACCUUUGUCCAUGAAGAGAUGGAGAAGUUGCUGUUUGUUUGGUUGACGGAGAAGCGGCUCGCAGGAGAUACCGUGACGCAAAUCAUCAUCUGUGAGAAGGUGCGAGUUAUUUACGGUGAUUUGGUGCGUCAGUCGCCGGGUUCAUCAACGGACGAGGCAUCGGAAGAGUCAUUCAAAGCCAGUCGGGAAUAUUUGGUAAUUAUAGAAAGAGGACCGGCAUUCACUCCGUCAUGA
Soboliphyme baturini is the source of this 738-nucleotide messenger RNA. NCBI's taxonomy places the organism in Eukaryota, Metazoa, Nematoda, Enoplea, Dioctophymatida, Soboliphymatidae. The record is from the annotation of a GenBank genome assembly.